AUGACGUCCAAAAGCCGUGGCAUCCGUGGGGCACUUCCCAUGUUGUGGAGGCGGUGGGUGUCAGGUGGCGGGUUUACGCUUCGUUUGAGGGCGCGGGAGUUUGCCUCCGUCGCCCCUCUUGCCCGGUACCGCGUGUGCUACAGCGUCAAUGGGGGCGUUGGUUUCCACCCUGCCGGGGAGGCGCCGCCGUUCCUUCAGCUGACAAUCCUUCCGCCUACAGUCGUUGGGCUCUCAGCGAAGCGCGAGGGACAGAUGUACAACCUCAACAGUGUGACGGCAACCGCACUGCGCCUGGAGCGCCUUUUUGACCGCGAUGCUUCGCUGGCCUCCGACUUGGGCUCGUUCUCUCCGCAAGUCUCUCGGUUUGCGGGGCGGCCGCCGAGUUACUACCACCAUGCAAGUGUGUGUUUUGUGGGGAGCGGCCGGGGGCUGUAUGUGGCGGCGUCAACCUGA
This is a messenger RNA of Trypanosoma rangeli, 453 nucleotides long. RefSeq lists its product as uncharacterized. The transcript has a single exon. NCBI's taxonomy places the organism in Eukaryota, Euglenozoa, Kinetoplastea, Trypanosomatida, Trypanosomatidae. The record is from RefSeq and is a predicted model, not a curated record. Bases 1 to 453 code for a protein of 150 amino acids.